UUGAAAAAUUUACAGCAUAUACAAGAUUAGAGAGUUUUAAAGUGAAUGAUAACAAAAGCAAGCGUGCCCCUCUCCUUUUCACUUUCUCGGCCUCUGCUCUGUCCCUUUGUCUGAUACUGUGAAACAAACUUGGCCAUCUCAUUUCUUUUCCCAUUAAAAUUAGAGAGGUUAUUUUGCUUUACUCGCUCACUCUCCUGGUUUCUACCUCAGACCAUGCAUUCUUCUCUAUUUAAACAUCUGCAAAACCACUCUAAGCAGAAAAAAAGAUAAGCCCAUUUUCAAACCAUUCUUUGCAACUUAGUAUCUUCACCUCUGUCUUGGUCAGUCAGGCGCAAUGGUUGAGGAAUACUACUACAAGAGGAACCAUGUGCCAGCAUUUGGGAGCUGGGAUUGGAACGACAACUUCCCUUUCACACAGUGUUUUGAGUCAGCGAGGCAAGCUGGUUUGGUUCGUCACAGCUACUCUCAGUCUGAGGAUCGUGACCUUUAUGUUACAGGGGACUUGUAUGAGAAGAAAGAUGUCUCAUCCACCAUGAUCGUUGAUCCUCGCAGAAGGGCAAUGGAUCGUGACCAUCAUGAAAGGGAAACAAAAAAGAAGAAUUGGGUCAGUGACAUGGAUAGUGAACCCCCAAAACUAACCCCAAAACCUGUUGAUGAGGACUUGUACAUGAUCUCACCAGAGUUUCAUUUGGCCAAGAAGAGAUCAGUGCUGUGCUUAUUUUCUAGCUGCUUGUUACCAACAUGUAUUGCCUGAACAUGAAUCCUGAGGAAGUGGUUGAGAAGCCAAUUAAUGUACAUACACGUGGAUGAUGCUUAUGUAAAUUAAAGCCAUAUAAUUUUGUCCAAGAAGACUAUUAUCAUCCUAUUCAUUCAUGAAUAUUCAAAUAGUCAUGAAUAUUCAUUCACGGGAAGGUAUUCUUGUCAAUUUCAGGAUGGUUUGUUCUUUAACUUUUUUGUUUACUCUUUGAUGCAUAUUGCAUAAUGCAUAGGGUGAGCCGGUUCAAUUGGGAGAGGAAAGUUGGUUUGAAAAGCUGUGUAAAUGAAAAUGACAAGACAGGGUUUGAAAAAAGUUCACCUGUCCAUAUCAGCUAAUUCUCUUGUUGACCGAAUGACUUUUCCUAGUUCCUAUGAACAAUUUCACCCUGACAGAUACUGGAUAAUGA
Molecule: messenger RNA, 1163 nt
Organism: Lotus japonicus
Lineage: Eukaryota; Viridiplantae; Streptophyta; Magnoliopsida; Fabales; Fabaceae
Exons: 4
Coding region: 335-754 (139 amino acids)
Source: RefSeq, a predicted model, not a curated record